UUCCAUCGAGGCGGCUUGAGCGCAGAUCUAGGUUUACUAGAACAGCACGCACUUUGUGCUGUAGCCUCGGCUCGAGCCACCUUUCCAUAAAAAAACACAAAGAAAGGCGACUUUUAACCUCAAGCAUCGCUUCCGAUCCCUCCAGGAGAGUCGGCAGUGUCAUUUGGACAGUUGAUCAGCAGUUCGCAGAGGGUGUGUGCGCGCUCCCGGGCUGUAUUUCUGUGCCCGAGCCCCUCCUCCGGUUGGUUCGGCCGCUGGAGGUGGAUGUCGCUGGCAGAGAGUCUUCAGGACAGGACGCAACUAGGUAGAGCUGGCCGGGGAGGAGGAAAAAGACAGAAAUAGGCGAUGUUGAUGUCCUGUUUAUGGAGGCUGCGGGCAGGCUGCUGCUGCUGCUGAUAACAGUCCGGUGGCCUUGGCGGUGCUGUCAGGCUGAAAGGUGAAGGUAGUCCAGGAGCCGCAGGAGUAUUUUUAGAUCUCUUCUUUUGAGGUACACAAAAAUGUCGUCUCCAAGUCCGGGCAAGAGGCGAAUGGACACCGACGUGGUGAAACUCAUUGAGAGUAAACAUGAAGUCACGAUCCUGAGUGGACUGAAUGAGUUUGUGGUAAAGUUCCACGGACCUCCUGGAACACCGUAUGAAGGAGGCGUGUGGAAGGUUCGGGUGGACCUGCCAGAUAAAUAUCCGUUCAAAUCACCGUCAAUAGGUUUUAUGAACAAAAUCUUUCAUCCCAAUAUCGACGAAGCGUCAGGAACCGUGUGUUUAGAUGUUAUCAACCAGACAUGGACGGCUCUCUACGACCUCACCAACAUCUUCGAGUCCUUCCUCCCUCAGCUGCUCGCCUACCCCAACCCCAUCGACCCUCUGAACGGGGACGCCGCCGCCAUGUACCUGCACCGGCCAGAGGACUAUAAACACAAGAUCAAAGAAUACAUCCAGAAGUACGCCACAGAGGAGGCUCUAAAGGAGCAGGAGGAGGGCGGAGGCGACUCGUCCUCCGAGAGCUCCAUGUCGGACUUUUCCGAGGACGAGGCUCAGGAUAUGGAGUUGUAGUGAAGGCAGAACCGUCCUUCACCUCACAACGGACUAUCAUUUCCUAAAGAGCAGAAACUCAGUACUAUAUUCGUAUUUAAACAAACAGGACAAUUUUUUACAGUAACACGAGGAUUUUUAUUGCUACACAAGGUUUUGCAGUUUGGAAAAAAACAAAAAAAACAAACAAACCCCCCAACAAUGUUAUGUUUAGGAAAUCAUCACCAUCAGCUCCUCAUCAUCACUAUCAGCUCCGCACUCUUCCUCAUCAUCAGAAUGAAGUGUUGCUUUAUUUCAGCUGAUCUCAACACACGAUUUUCACGCUGCACUAUAAAACUGAUGCGGGACGGCACUCUACACGCUUUUACCACCUUUUUACUUUUGCCAUCAUUUCCUCUUUAAGGCAGAGCUGGGUGACUAAAACAGAAAGAGAGAUUUGAACUUGUUUUUUUUCCCCACUGCCACCUACGAGGAGCUGCAAUCAUCACAAUCACCGCUGCGAAAGGAUGGAAAAGCAGCAGCAGGCCACAGUGGGCUCAUGUUUUCGGUGUAGAGGCUGCAGACGGUCGUUCCAGGACUGCAGAAAGAUGCAGACGCAUCACACACUUUCUAUGCGCAUCAUCAGCGUGUGCAUGAAUCUCAUCCUUUGACGUGUUGUGUUGCUCCGAUGAUGCUCAGCAGGAAUCAGGGAGAGAGCGCCGUAAUCAAUAUCCUCUAUUUUCGAGCACCUCCUCCUCCUCUCCGUUUCAGGAAAGUGUUUGCCAUUCUGAGUAUCUUUGUGUGUUGUGGCAUGACACAGAAGUACAGACGAGGGUCAGUGGGGAUUGUCGUUGAACUUAACUCUGCCUAUUGCUUGUGUUGAACUGUCAUAGGUGUCUGACAUGCGUAGGGAUAGUUAGUUUCUUUGCAGGUGGUGAAUCCUAUCAUGAUGUAUGGUUUAAUACUUAUAUAAUGACAAAAGCUUUUCCUGUUCAAGAUGUGGAGCGUUAAAUCAUCUUCAUCUGCUGAAUUAACCCUUCCAAAGAAAAGUUGCCCCUCAUGGAAAUGUGUCCCAUUGCAGCGCUCUUUGUUUCACAUUGGUCACGUUUGCUGUUUCAUGCUGUCUGCAGCAUGUUUUUUUCCAAAAAUAUCGGGACCAAAAAUAUAAUUAUUUAACGUUCCCCCUAAAAGGUCGAACUCUAAAAUAAAAACUUUAAAACGUCUUGGCUUAUUGCAGCUGGGCUUCAUGCAUCUGUGGGCGACAGAGCGGUGAAGGUGUUGCUGUUUAAUGUGCUGAGCUCUGAAUGCACCGGGGAUCAGACAGGAGAGCAGGAAUGUGUCAACAUCAGAGCCAGUAAAAAAUGGGCCAUUCCUUGUUGUUUAAAGGUGAUUUAAUCAGAUCUCCUUAAACUCCUCUGGUUAGCUUUUGUACCAAAUAGACUGCAUGUUGGUGUUAGUCUUAGGACACGAUGUCUUCAAAUGCAACAGUAACAAAAAAAAACCCACUGUCCAGCCUCUCUGGAUGCCAUCAGGAUUCCUCGCUGCGUUUAUUUUCUUUUAUUAAUUCAACUCAUGUUUGACGCCUUUAAUUUGUCUGAAUGUUUUUAUUUUGAACUUUUAAGCCCUGUGUCCAGGAUACAGAUCCAAAAUAUUCCGAUUUUUAAAUGGCAAAAAUAAAAAAAAAUCAAUAAAUGUGCUUCCCUUGUAACUUGAAGAAAGAAAUAAACAACUAAAAACACGA
Molecule: messenger RNA, 2748 nt
Organism: Poeciliopsis prolifica (blackstripe livebearer)
Lineage: Eukaryota; Metazoa; Chordata; Actinopteri; Cyprinodontiformes; Poeciliidae
Product: ubiquitin-conjugating enzyme E2 H-like
Exons: 7
Coding region: 498-1049 (183 amino acids)
Biological process (GO): ubiquitin-dependent protein catabolic process; protein polyubiquitination
Cellular component (GO): nucleus
Molecular function (GO): ubiquitin conjugating enzyme activity
Source: RefSeq, a predicted model, not a curated record